CGCGUUCGGUUUCGUCCUUUCUGGCAGUCUCUUGUUGUCCAGGAUCCACGUGGACUAGUGGCGUAACCGCCAUCGGUGCCACUUCACCGGUUCCGUUUGAUUUGUGGUCAGAGUAAUAGUGGAGUGGGUCACCUUAGUGAACGUGGUCCCUUACUACCUGUGGCUUUGGAUAGCGCACGGUGUUGAGUGCUACUCUAUCUAGUGUCUGGCAGAGGUGAUUCCACAGCGGAUUUGACCGUCACACUGACGUGUGACUCUUGUGGCGGUGGUUGAGGUGGAUUAGCAUACCGGCAGUAACAGUCUACUAGCGGCGGCGGCAGUUAUUAAAGUUCAAUUUUGGAACGGAGAGAGGUCCUCGCCAAACGUCCAACCACAAUGAAGCCCAACAAUCUGGCCCACGUCGACAGUGCGUCGAUAAAAUCGAUCAGCUCCGAAGACAUCAGCACGGCAGCAGCGGCCGAUUGGCACGGGAAAGGAUGCUGUAGUGCUGAAGCGAAAAAUCCAGCCUUCAAACGAGGUCGCCAAAUUCAGCUGAUGCAGAUGAUCAUUCUACCGUUCAUUCCGAUCCUAGCCCUGAUAUUGCAAACUUCGAUCGAAAUGAUCGACAUCGUCAGCUAUCGGAUGGAGGCCACUGAAAUCGAAAGCCAAGUUACAAUGGCGACCGAUUUGGGUAAGGUCGUUACCAAGCUGCAGCUGGAGCGAUCCGAUGUGGCGUUCUACAUCUACACGAACGGAGGUAUGCUGCGACGCAAUUUGACCAAGGGAUUCCAAGAAACGGACCGCGCUCUAGAGAACAUGUCCUCGUGGCCUGAUCUGACGAUUGCUACGCUGAACGAUGGCAAGGUGACUUGGCUGAACAUGAGCGAGUUCAGGGCAGAGUUGACAGAGUUCAGGGAUAACAUUUCAUCGGACAACGGAGAGACCAGCAGGGUGCGGGACGUUUUGCAUUGGUACACCACGGUGAAUGGGGCUUUGUUGGAGCAUUUGACUAAUCAGAUCAAGGAUGCCAAUAAGAGUGGUGUUUGGCGAUAUCUGUUGAGCUUCAAGAACAUGCUGAAGAGUAUCGAGAGCCUGGACAUUUCGGCCAUGUACGGGAUCAUUUAUUACGGAAGAGGUGUAUUGAGGCCUGAACCAUACGUGAACUACAUUCAACACGAUAUCGUUGGAAAGGAGCUGCUAAAUGGGUCGUUGAACUACAUUCCGAAGCUGAAGGCGACCUACAAGGAGUUGACCCGGAUUAUGAAGGGCUAUGGAAAGCUGAAGCAAUGGGGUUCUACGAUCAGGAUGAACGUUAAGAAGCAACCGGACAUUUCGACGGCCACCGAGUAUUAUGAAGCCAUGGCGGCGUACAUCGAUGAGCUGCGGAAGCUGCAGGAUCGAAUUCGAUGGAUCAUCAGAGAAGAAGUCCAAAAAGUGCUAGACACCGCCGACCGCAUGGAAACUUUCGGCAUCGGAAUUCUCAUCGUGGUGCUCAUCGUGUCACCCAUCAUCAUCAUUCUGGUGCGGAACGCCGUCGCCACCAUCCAGAUGUAUGCCGUCAACUUGGCCCAGAAGGCGAAAGAACUGAAACGGGAGAAGCGCAAAUCCGACUCGCUCCUGUUCCAGAUGCUUCCCCCGACGGUGGCCACCCAGCUAAAACAGGCGCAAACCGUCCCGGCGGAAUACUACUCGGCCGUUACCAUCUUCUUCAGUGAUAUCGUGGGAUUCACCGAGAUAGCGGCAGUAUGUACGCCCAUGGAGGUGGUCUCGUUCCUGAACUCCAUCUAUCGGAUGUUUGACGAGCGUAUCGAGUUAUACGAUGUGUACAAGAUCGAAACCAUCGGGGACUCUUACAUGGUCGCUUCGGGCCUGCCGGUGAAGAACGGUGUACCUUGCGUUUGCGGGCUUUUCCACGUUACAGGUAACAAGCACGUGUCGGAGAUUGCAACCAUGGCGCUGGACCUGCUGGAAGCCUCCGGGUAUUUAAACAUUCCGCACAAGUCUAACGAGCCGGUGGAGAUACGAGUAGGCAUCCACACGGGACCGGUGGUGGCAGGAAUCGUUGGAACCAAAAUGCCCAGGUAUUGCCUGUUCGGAGACACAGUGAACACAGCAUCCCGGAUGGAGUCUACGGGCGAAGCUCUCAAGAUCCACAUUUCCACCGAGAUGAACGACGAACUGGCCAAAAUCGGAGGCUUCCAAACCGAACUCCGGGGAAUGAUCGACGUCAAGGGCAAGGGUCUAAUGAAAACUUUCUGGCUAACCGGCAAGGAUGAAACCAUCCCGAAUCACCACGGAGAGGUGGCUUGGUACGCUGAUAUGCAGCCGGUUUACCCGAAGAUCGUCUAGAGCGUACAUCGAAUGGAGGGCGGAGCACCCAGGAUAAAUACAAAUUUAUUAACUCAUAUUGCAGAACAACAGACGACACACAAACGAACAAACCAUGACCGAAACAAUAGACACGAAACCAAAGCCUUAGAUUUUAGUUACAGUAGUGAUUAAGUUUAACAACUGCGUGGUGGGUCGCGAAUGGACUGCUUGAAUGUGUGAAAAUAACUGAAAUAUUUACACGUUAAAUUAACUGCUUUAGUGAGAUGGAUGGGCUUAGAUUAACUAAUUGUUCAAUUAACCAUAUACUCACUGUUCAAACAUCGGGCAGUUGUAUGAACAAAUAUCUGAAUGUUUUCUUGAUGGUACAUAGCGUGUAUGUGUUCUUCAUGUGAUAUUACUGAAAAAAUUUACCACCAAACUAUAGGUAAAUGUGACUCAGAAGGAAUGGAAAUAAAUGUAGAUAUAUUCGAA
Molecule: messenger RNA, 2781 nt
Organism: Aedes aegypti (yellow fever mosquito)
Lineage: Eukaryota; Metazoa; Arthropoda; Insecta; Diptera; Culicidae
Product: adenylate cyclase, germination specific
Exons: 8
Coding region: 376-2328 (650 amino acids)
Biological process (GO): cGMP biosynthetic process; intracellular signal transduction; receptor guanylyl cyclase signaling pathway
Molecular function (GO): guanylate cyclase activity; peptide receptor activity
Source: RefSeq, a predicted model, not a curated record